Molecule: messenger RNA, 3552 nt
Organism: Volvox carteri f. nagariensis
Lineage: Eukaryota; Viridiplantae; Chlorophyta; Chlorophyceae; Chlamydomonadales; Volvocaceae
Exons: 21
Coding region: 1-3552 (1183 amino acids)
Biological process (GO): regulation of DNA-templated transcription
Molecular function (GO): sequence-specific DNA binding; DNA-binding transcription factor activity; glycosyltransferase activity
Source: RefSeq, a predicted model, not a curated record
AUGACAGUGGACCUGGAGGGGGGCCUGGUUGCUUCUGCUGGAGGGUCUUCUGGCGGGGGAGGGCUUAGCGGUAUUUCCGGGAAGAUACUUCGCCUGGACACCACCACUCGCGCAGUAGUAGGCGGAGCGGCGGGAGGGGCCGUUGCCGUGAGCGAUUUCGGAGUGAUGACGUUGGCGCCGGAGGAUAAACUAAAGUACGAUUUCAACUACUGGCUCGCGAAAGGUGAGAAGCUUGUGGGUCAGCAGUCAAAGGACUGUGACGUCAACUACGGCAUGCAGUACAUUGACAAAUGGCGUAAAACCCGAGUGGACUGGUGUGUCCCGCCGCCGGCGAACGAUCCGGCACUGCUGGCGGCGACGGCGGCGGCGACGGCGCGACGCCAAUUGCGCGACAGUGGCGGCAACGCCAAGACGUCAGCAAGCUCCGCUGAACCCGGCGCCGCCAAGAGCGCCUCAUCAAACUCGGCUGCCGCCGCGUCGUCGUCGUCGUCGUCGCCUGCAUCACAGAGCACCGCCGCCGCCGCCGCCGCCGCCGCUGCGGCGGGCGGCGAUGGACUGCCGUUAUCAUCCUUGGUCUACUCCUCCAUUUCGCUUUAUCCGUACCACGACAAAGACGCAAAUUUGAAUUUCCUGGUGGCGAACAACACGGUGUUGGACUCCAGGUCUUUCCUGGGCUCACUGGCGGGCGGCCUCCCUGAGCCCCGAUCCGGCUCCUACGCGGCGUCAUGUCGCCUGGGGGCGGGGGCGGGGUCGGGGGGGAGCGCGGGAGAGGAGUUCAUGGUGGAGCUGGAGGGAAUCAGGAAGUGGACACGCGACGCGUUGCAUACGGAGGCGUACGGUAAAGUAUCACAGGCAUGUACGGCCAAGACAGUCAACAGCACUGGUGGUGAGAGUCAAUCGCUGUCUGGUCCAGUGGAACAUCCGGUGCUGCUGCUGUCACGAACCGAUCCGACAAAUGCUUUCCGUACAGUGGAGCUUUACAACAUGUUUACAACAGCUUUUAUAGAAAAAAUAUGUUGGUUUUGUUCCCGGAAGAAAUUUAAAUUCAACGACCAUUUCGCUUCGCUCGAGGCGGUUUUUGCCUUCACUACCCUUGCAGUGCUGAAGGACCCUGACAUUGCCACGAAGGGAAUUCAGGUGGUUAUUGCUGACGGCAAGCCCGACGGCUUCUAUCUGGAUUUGUGGGCCGCUCUGUCCCGACCUUACCCUUUGAGGCUGUUGUCGCAGCAGCACUACCCGCCAAACACGUGUCUAUCGCGUGCCGUACACAGUACGUACGGCGGGUCCUCCAUCCUGACGUCGAUGGGAGUGGCUCGGAGGACCACUUGCAGGUCUUCCGUAGCAAUGGCGGCCUCGUUGUGGGUACGGCACCUCCUGUCAGCCGCUCUGCAGAGCCCCCUGCAGAGCGCAUUCGGGGCGCAGCAGCAGAACAAAGGAGUCGUACGGAAGUCGGUGGUUUGGAUCAGCCGACGGAACUUCGAGGGUCUGGCGCAAACCAAUUUGACGUCCUGGCAGCAACAGCGCCGGUUCGAAAAUGAAGGCACGGAAAAGUGGCUGGGUGGAUGGGGUUGGGGGGAGCAUGAGGUUCUGGGCCAGGCCAGUGUGCUGGUGGGAGCGCACGGAUCGGGACUGGCUAACAUGAUUUGGAUGUCGCCGGGGAAGGGCGGAGUGCUGGAGCUGCACCACAACUCGGCCGGCAACGACCACUACCACAACCUGGUGUGGGGGGUUGGGUUGCAUGGGGUUGGGUGGGGGGCUCAUCUGUUGGGUCACAAGUACCUGAAUGUGGACAGCGACGGCGACCGCGUGGAUCUGGGGGCGCACGGCGGCGACAUGACUGGGGGAGGCUGGGUGAGCGCCAGGUGGUUUCGGCUCGCCGGGCUGCUGAGCGGCCCGCUGCAGGUCCAAGCUACAGCCGAUCCGCCUGGGCCUAUCCGAAACCCAGCAGUAGCGGGGCCGAGCCGCGCCACCGCCGCCGCCGCCGUCACCGUCGGAUCCGUCGGAUCUGUGGGGGCAAGUAAGGGAAGCGCUUUAGCUGGCGGAAACGCCGCCGCGGCUGUAGCAUCUGCAGGCGGCGCCGCCGGGACCUUACAGGACACGCCUUGUGACGCAGUUGCUGUAGCAGACGGUGGCGGCGUCAGGGUCGCUGUGGCAGGUCGCCGCGCCGCCGCUGACGCUGGCGGCAAUGGCGGCGGCAGCGGUGGUGGUAGUACGGCUUUCGCGACGACGGCGACGGCGCCCUUGGCGCUGCCGCAGGCUACUGCAGCGCCGUCGCAGAUGGCUGUAGCAGCACCCAACCCGUCGUCGCUGUCGACUUCAAUGCUACAGCCACGCCAUUGGCCAACAGUACAGUACCAACAGCCGCAACUGCAGCUACAACCGCUGCCGCCGCUAACAGCAACAAAAGGGGUCGUGGAGGAGGCGGAAGAGACGGAGAAUGCGAUGCAGGUUGAGGAGGUGCAGCAGCAGCCACCGCCGUCGGAGUCCCAGUCGGACCUUGUGCCUGCGGAGGCAGGCCAACAUCUCCAUUGGGGCCAUAUGCCAUGCGAUGAGCUGGCAAUGGCGGUGGAUUCGCCGUCACCGCUGGAGACGGCAGGCGAAUGUACGGCAACGGAAUCGGCGGAGCGCUUGCAGCAACAGCAGCAGGCGGGCAUGUCGCCACUGCCGCCGCCGCCGCCGCCAGGGGAAGUGUUGCAGCAACCACCACCGCCGGCGGCGGCGGGAAUGUCGCCGCCAACACCGCUGUCGGAACUGUCGCCGCCACCGCCGCCAACUGCGGAUGCUGCACCCCCACCCCUACCCCCACCAGACGCGGCGGACGCGUCAUCAUUGCUCCUGUCUUUCGCGUUGCUUCCACUGUCGCAGCCGGCGGACACCUCACCACUACCACUGCUGUCGUCACAGGCCGCCUUGUCUCUACCAGCAGACGUGCCGUCGGCGCCGCCGCCGCCGCCGUCGCUGUCGGAGGUCCCAGUGGGAGAUCCCAGCCCGGCGUUACGACAACCGCCGUUGGCAGGAACGGCAAUGUCGGCCUUGCCGCCAGCAGUACGGCAGCCGCUGCCUUCGGAACCCGGAGGCGCCCGCCAGGGUCCGCUGGCGUCGACGGAUGAAUCCCUGCUGCCGCUGCUACGGGACCCAGGAUUGGCACGUACGGCACAUGUACGGCACUUCCUGACGGCGGCAACGGAGCCUCCGCCUCCGCCGGCGUCGAGGGCUCGUUUCUCCGUGCUUGGCCGUGACCUCCCGAAUGAGUACAGGUGGCGCAAGUACGGCGAAAAAUGGAUCGAUGGCAUGUGCCGUUCGUACUUCCGGUGCUCUAUGUUGUACUGCCCAGCGCGGCUCAGAGCGGAGUGGCGACCCAGCGGCGGCAGCGGCCUUGGCGGCAGCGGCGGCGGCGGCGGCGAGAGCGGUGGCGGCGACGCCAAUGCCGGGGGGUUUAUCUUGAGUCUGAAAUCCCGGACAGGGGACGUCAGCAGCCAUCCGGAGAGAUCUCUCCCCGUGCAACAGCGGACCCGCAAGAAGGCCACGGAGGGCCGCCAGGCACGCAAUUAG